AGGUCAAAAUUCUAGCAGUUAUGAAACUCAUUAUGGCGGACAUGUGUCAUACAACCGUGGCGGAGCAACUUUUGAUUCAAGGUCAUGCAUAUUAAAUCAUAUAGCCCAAGUUUAGCCUCGUGGAUUGAUCUGCCUGGGCGGUGAAUCUGAGAACCGGGGAGGGAUUUUUCAAGAAACCUUAGCCGGUUCUGCGGGUUCUGCGAGAACUUUACAGAAGAAAUAAAAUCUUUCAGACAAAGAAUCUCACAGAAAAAUCAAUUUGAUUUCUUUGGUUUUUUUUUUAAAUCUGAGCUCCAGAAAUUUCAGAUCUGUAUGAAGGGAGGAUGGUGUUUGAGGGGAGGAAAAUGAGUGUGAAGACACAGCCGCUCAUCGCCUAUGCGAAGCUCGCCGCCGGAUUGUUCUUCGCUGUAAUUUUGGUCGUGUGGAGUUUCGAUGGCGCGACGUUGUGGGACUCGUGGAGGACUAACGUCCAACCCGAGUUCGAAGCCCCUGCAGCAGCUCUGGUCAUAAUUGCUCCUCACUCCAAUCAAAUCCUGCGCACCGCUCACAAUCAACUCAACAGCAGCUUCCUGCCGCAAGCCGAAGCCGAAGCCCCAGCGCCACAGCAAAGGGAAGAAAUAUUCAAUCUGGUGUCUCCUACCGAGAACAGAACCGAAGGAAGCUCAAGCUCAAACCCUGAAGUAAGCUUAAGCUCAAGCCCUAACUGGAUUCAAUUCCCUCAACAGCACAACGAGACGGAAGCGCUGCUGAGAUGUCUGGCUCGGAACGGCACACACCCCUGCCAUGGACUCGAAACGGUUAAAAUUGAGCUCUUGGGGUUUCCUUCAGGCGAACCGGCGGUUCUCCAGGCGGGGAUUGUUCACAGCUUUGUUUUCACGGCCUUCGAUCAGUACGCACAGCCGCGGUGUUCAGGCGGAGACUACUACGAAUCAGAUCUUUCCGGGCUGGAGUGGAAAUCACGGCCACCGGUAGUAGACAUGGGAAACGGUUCUUACAGCAUAAGCCUCCAGGUCGACCCGCGCUUUGCCGGACUUUACAAUCUCACGGUUAUCCUGCUCUUCGGGAACUAUAAUGGCCUCCGCUUGAGGCCCCACCGUUGGGCGCGCAGGCAGGAAAUGCUCAGUCUCACGAUCCAUUUCGCCUCGGAUUCGAACCCUGCACCUCCUCUGCAGCGCUGUGCGGCUUCGGAUUUUGCAGCAAAUGCCUGGUCUGGAAGAUGGACCCGAGGUACUCACAACGAAUCCUGUGAAAUAAACCGCAAAGGGAGGUUCUUGUGCUUGCCCCCGCAGGAGCCCUGCCCUGAGCCAUGGUGUACAGGCGCCCUAAGCACUCUGGAGAGCAACGGUUGGGUUUAUUCUGCGCACUGUAGCUUUCAUAUCUUUGAUACUCGCGAGGCCUGGAGAUGCCUGGAUAAAAAGUGGCUUUUCUUUUGGGGGGAUUCGAACCAUGGUGACACGAUUCGCAACUUGCUCAACUUUGUGCUGGGGCUGUGGCACGUUAAAGAAGUCCCACGACGCUUUGACAGGACCUUCAACGGCCCGGGUUCGAGGCGCGUCCGCAUCACCAACGUCUUUAAUGGCCACUGGAACGAAAGCCUCAACUACCAGGGCCUCUUUUCUCUCACUAACGAUGGCUUCCGCGACAUGGUCCGAUCGUUUUUCACUGGAACCACUCUGCCGGACGUGAUGAUCAUGAACUCGGGCUUGCACGACGCCGUCUACUGGAAGAACACUCAGCUCUUCGCUGGCGGCGCCGACAUGACUGCGGAGUUCUGGAAUUCCGUCAUGGAGUCCGUCGAUAGACGGGGUUUGAAACGGCCGGUUUUUCUGUACCGGAGCACCAUUGCAACGGGGGGUUACGCUCGUGACCUCUGGUUUAAUCCGUACAAGAUGGAGACGUACAAUCACAUUCUGUUGGAGAAAUUGAGGGAUAAGAAUUUGGUUUCUAUGGUUGUGGACGAUUUCGAUCUCACUUUCCCCUGGCAUUAUGAUAAUAAUUGCAGUGAUGGUGUGCACUAUGGCCGCGCACCGGCCAAGGCAAAAUGGCGUGACGGACAAAUUGGCCACCAGUAUUUUGUCGAUUUGAUGCUCGUUCACGUUCUUCUCAAUGCCAUCUGCAUGCCGUAACGAUACUAUUCCUUUUUUUUCUUUUUUACAUUCUUUGUAUAUUUUUUGGGCCCAAUUUUUGUGUUGUUAACCUUUAUAACUUCAAUAAAAAACCAAUUUAAUUUUGAUCACAACAA
Messenger RNA from Cryptomeria japonica (Japanese cedar), 2242 nucleotides. RefSeq lists its product as uncharacterized. The record is from RefSeq and is a predicted model, not a curated record. Lineage: Eukaryota; Viridiplantae; Streptophyta; Pinopsida; Cupressales; Cupressaceae. Bases 324 to 2126 code for a protein of 600 amino acids. The transcript has a single exon.